Messenger RNA from Podarcis muralis (Common wall lizard), 3258 nucleotides. It is a transcript of the gene CCDC102B, whose product is annotated as coiled-coil domain containing 102B. The record is from RefSeq and is a predicted model, not a curated record. NCBI's taxonomy places the organism in Eukaryota, Metazoa, Chordata, Lepidosauria, Squamata, Lacertidae.
GCCGUGCAGAUGAGAAAAAGAUGCAGGAAAUUCUCUUGUUUACUCAUGUCUGUAACACUGAGAAGCAAGAACAGCUCCUCAAACCCACAGGGUGUGGAAACAAGUGAAUCACCUGAGACAUGAAUUUUGACUCUGUCUGUAACAAGCAGCUCCUUAGAAACCAACUAAAGGAGCCCCAUGAUGUUGAAGCACAGAACUGUGCAAAAGCAUGUAGCACCUGCAACUCCAGUGUCCUAUCGCCAAGAAUACUUCCACCCCCAUCCUACCGCCCCUCUGUGUAUAUUUAUAACAGCAGCGACUGGGAAAUUUGUGAGGAGUUACGGCUUCGAGAGCUUGAAGAAGCCAAAGCUAGGGCAGCCCAAAUGGAGAAGACCAUGCGUUGGUGGUCAGACUGCACGGCCAACUGGCGUGAGAAAUGGAGCAAAGUCAGAGCUGAAAGAAAUAACGCCCGUGAAGAAGGGAGGCAACUGAAGCUUAAGCUGGAAGCCUCAAUGAAAGAGCUGAGUGCCCUGAAGAAAAUAAACCAAUGUUUGCUCACAGAAAAUGAAGAUGUGGAAGCUAGGAGCGUGAGGAAAAAGAGCUUUGCCUUUUCUGAAAUUUGUUUGAUGACAGAGGACCAUUUAGCAUCUCUGGAGAAAGAGCCUGUUAAACAUGUCCAGAACAACAAGAUUUUUGAGGUAGAAAGUCUCUGUCAGGAAGUUUAUGCGACUGAAAACCCUUUAGGAGACCACCAAGAUAAAAUAAUCAAUUUGGAGAUUCUUGAUUCCAGAGGCAAACACAGAUCAGUUUUUCUGGAAAAUCCUGACACAAGCAAAGAGAAUGAAAGCAGAUCUCAGGACGAUGAAGUAGUACAUCUUUCUGUGUUGCAUUUGCAUCUUCAUGAAUCAAGGAAAAUCUUGCAGAAGGAGCAAAAAAUCCGCUUAUCUCUGGAGAAAGAGAUAGAGAAGCUGAAGUCAGAAAAAAUUCUGUGGAAAUGGAAAUAUGAGGAGCUAAGAAAGUCCAAACAGCAGAGUCUAAAGCAGUUUGGGAUACAUAAUGAUGUACAUCAGACUGAAGUAACAAGAAUCACAGAAGGAUUAGAAGAAGACCCUGGACCCAAAUCUCAGAACUCUAUGAAGAUCUGGGACUUACAAGCAGAGAUGGAAAUACCACAGCCUGAAAGUACAUCAGUAUGGGAAAGAAGAAAAAACCUUGAAAUAGAAAAUCAAGAACUGGGUAUAGACAACAGAAGAUUAAAGGCCAAGAUGAAGGAUCUUCAAGAUCUUCUGGACAGAAAAAGUAAAUGGCCUGCAAUUCAUCUGUGUGGAGAUCUCAAGAUACCAUACAGUGAACUGCUGGGGGAAAAUAAGGACCUUGUGCAUCUGCCAUGCAGUGAUGGUGAGCUAUACAGGCAGGACCAAGACAUAUUGGCAGAACUGGCACAAACAAGAAAGAAGGCGGAGCAGCAUAAGGCAGAAGCAAAGCAGCUGAGCAUUCGGAUUGAAGAUCUAAGAAGAAAAUUAAAAGAGGCAGAAAGCAAGAAACCUUCAGAGACAGGAAAGGAGAGAAGUUUUACCCACAAUCCAUCUUCUCAUUGAACUGAUAAUUCCUCCUUACAACACCGAAGCUGGUGGGUUCGCGACACUUUCUCCAAACCACCUGGCCUCCUUGUCCCUCGUCACUUUCUCAUCUUGCCGUGAUGACAUUAUCUGUUCUACUGCCCAGUCAAAAAAAUAAACCCAAAAUGAGACAGAAUGGAGAACAACGGAGGAGCGAAACUGCAUCACAGCACUGCUAUACCUUCAAACACAUUAUCUCUGGCCUCUUCUUAAAGGACAAGUGAAGGAGUGGUGCAAUGGAAGCAUCUCUCUCUCUCUCUCUCUCUCUCUCACACACACACACACACACACACACACACACACACACACACAAACAGCCCAUUCUGGUCCUUAGAGUGAGUAGGCUGCUGUUUCCUCUGCAGUAAGUCAGUGACAGGGGAUGUGUGGCCCUCCAGAUGUCGAUGGACUACAACUCAUCCCAGACUGCUGGCCGCCAUGCUGGCUGGGGCUGAUGGGAGUUGGAGUCCAAAUAAUCUGGUGAGCCUCUGGUUCCCCAUACCUACAGUAAAUUAAUGUGGAGGGCAACAGGGGGCACUGCUGAAUAUCAGUCUUUUCCUAGAAUGUAAUAUUUUCUCCAUAAACCAGCUAACGACAAGUUUGCAAAAUAAAGUGUGAACAUCAGCACUCAUGGUCUUCCACAGCAGAUAGAUGAAAACAUCCAUGCAUUUUAUCACCACUGCCAGUUGAUAUGUACAUUUGCAUCACAAAAAUUUAAGAAGCAUAAAAAAGGGAAGGUUCAAGAAUUCACAAAAGUUCAUUAUUUUAAUGCAAAUAUGUUCAUUAUUUUAUUAUAUUUGAGUGGCCAUUUUUUAUAAUCUUGUUCAAAAAGGAAAUAUGAAUACAAUUAUUCUGGGUAACCUCAGAACCGGACAUCAUUAAAAGGUCACUAUUCCACCUCAUUGCUAAAGUAUUGACACGUUUAAUGACAAAAUGCCCCCAAUUUUUAUUGCUUGAGCUGUCUCAUACUGAAAUGUUGGAAAAUAUUCUGUGGCCUGCUGCCCAAGUCCUUCAUGCAACAAAAAGAAUUAAAAUAAAAAUUAGAUGUAAUGAAGUCUUGUGAAUGAACUUUGAGGUUGUAUAUUAAAUUUUAAUUACUUUUUUUCUGAAAUGUAGCCAAAUGAUUCAGAAUUAAUGUUGCAGUGAGGUAUCACUUACCUUAACCUCACCCAAGGGGGCAAUUGGAAUAUGUACAAAAUGUUACCAACAUGGUUAACGUACACCUUUUGUCGUCUUGAUUAUUUCUUUGUAUUUUCAUAGACAGAUGUUCUCUGUAUCUUGAGAGGUAACAUUACUGUAAAAUAAGAAUAAUCAUUUUUGCCAUUAUCAUACAUCAGCCAAAUUAACAGUGAAAUCUUAUGCAUGUCUACCUAGAAGUAAUUUCCAUUGUGAUCAGUGAAAUCCCAGACUGUGAUGAGAUUGAAGCAACUUUUCUUUUAAAUACAUAUUUUGUAUAAAAGCUUUUAAAACUUUAUAUCAAUAUUAAAGAGCUAAUUGUGUACUCUUUGCCUCCACACCUAUGGCAUAAUAAAGUAACUGGAAUGGAGCCCCUAAAAUAUUCAAAAGUGAUUUGUAAGUGGGCAGGAAGUGUUAGUUUUCCUGAGGAUAUAUUAGACUUUUGUGAAGCUGCAAAUACAUGAAAAUAAAUAUUUUGGUAGCCAUA